Messenger RNA from Cucurbita pepo subsp. pepo (vegetable marrow), 552 nucleotides. The record is from RefSeq and is a predicted model, not a curated record. NCBI's taxonomy places the organism in Eukaryota, Viridiplantae, Streptophyta, Magnoliopsida, Cucurbitales, Cucurbitaceae.
AUGUGUUCUCCCUCAAAAACUCAUAAACCGCAUGCUGUGUGUAUCCCAUGUCCAGCCCAAGGCCAUAUCAACCCUAUGCUAAGCUUGGCUAAGCUUCUCCAUCAUAGAGGUUUCCACAUAACAUUCGUUAACACCGCCUACAAUCAUAGGCGUCUGCUCAGGUCGAGAGGCCCCAACGCGCUCGAUGGCUUGCUAGAUUUUCAAUUCCGAACCAUCCCCGAUGGCCUUCCGUUCUCCGAUGCCAACUCUACCCAAGAUACUCCUUCCCUUUGCCAAUCUACCUCCAAGAGCUGUUUAGCUCCUUUAUGUGAUCUUAUCUCUCAGCUUAAUUCAGUUGCUAACGUCCCACGGGUUAGCUGUAUUGUUGGAGAUGCUAUUAUGUCUUUUUCUAUGUUGGCCGCUAAUGAGUUUAAAAUUCCUUAUGCUUUGUUUUGGACUGCUAGUGCUUGUGGCUACUUGGGUUACCUGCAUUACCGUGAUCUCAUUAAGCAAGGUUUGAUACCACUCAAAGGUAUGAUUUAAAUUUAAAUACUAUUUGCUGUUUUGAAGUCA